Messenger RNA from Danaus chrysippus (African queen), 3003 nucleotides. NCBI's taxonomy places the organism in Eukaryota, Metazoa, Arthropoda, Insecta, Lepidoptera, Nymphalidae. The record is from the annotation of a GenBank genome assembly.
AUGACUGAAAUUAUAUCAAACGCGUUCUGUCUCGUGUUGUUCUUGGGUUUGGGGGUUUCAACACCUCAAGGCAAUAGGUAUAACGAAGGGAUCCUACAAAAUGAAAGAUUUAGUGAAUUCAAUGUACCAGGAAGGUUUGAUGAACGCGCGCCACCGUACGAUGUUAAAUAUAAGCCAAAUGAAGUAAUGGAACAGGAAAGUCAAAGGAAUCUCUUAUUUCAAAACGAAGGCUAUAAUCAAAAUGAAUUUCAAGGCAAUAAAGGAGAAAUUACACUGAAUACCCGGCGUGGGCCUCUCAAUCCAUCUAUAACGAGUUUAGCUCAGGAACAAAAUCCACGUUUUAUAUCUCAAGAAUAUCAGCGAGCACCAGUUCUAAACAGUAAUGAAAUAAGGGCCAUCAACAACGAACAAAGGAUAUUGAAUCACUAUCCAGAAGAUUUCAAAAAUAUCAACAUACAUAGGAACAUAAUGCCUCAGGAUAAAGAAGAGAUAAUCAAUGUGGAAAGGAAUAUAAAUAAUGUAAAAGAUUUCGAACCUGAAGUUCUUUAUAGACCUUCCGUGCCUCAAGCAAACAGAAUUCAUAACUUUAGACCAGACUAUGAAGAAAACCGUGAAAUCAAUAUUCCUGGCGUCGGUGCCAUUAUAUCAGAAUCAAAUAAUAACAGAAAUGUUAUUUUACCAAAAGUAAAUCCUAUUUCUCAAAUAAGCCAUAUGAAUGAGAGAUUAAAUUUGCCAGUUGAGCGAUUAGCCAAUAACAUGGAUAGAAACAACGACGAAGACGGAAUACAAAUAAACGUGCCACUAGCAACACCUGAGUACAUACAUUCAAUUUUGAAUGAAUACAGACACACGACACAAAGAAGCUUAGACUCCCUUAAUGGUAUGAAAAAUGAAAAUACUUUACUUUAUAGUACAAAAAACGUAGAAGGAACCUUUCAAAAUCCUUCAGCAGAAAUUCUUUACCAAACAGGCCGAGCAAAACCAUACGAAAUAAGUACCGAACAAUUAUCAGAUUUGCCUCAGGGACAUGCACGCGUUGAAAAUAUUUUAAGCAACCCUCAAAGAUUGAAACAUCUCUAUUUAUCCUCAAAACCAUCGAAGCGUUACAUGGUUGUGUAUCCAGACGGUAGAGUCGAGCAAGUAGAUGAGUUGGAACAUAUCCAGAAAAAUUAUCCAAAUUAUGUUAUGCUUCAAGCCAAAGAACUUUUGCAGAAAAGUCAAGUGAACCCAAUUACAACUUCUGAAAUACGAGACUCUGCUAAGCCCGUUCUCUCUACGACUACUCCGAUACAACCAAUAAAUCCUACAAUGGAUACUAAAAUAAAUCAAGUAAAUAAAAUUGCUUCUCAAAUUGUAAAAGAUCAAAAAAUACCUGUCACUACUGACCCUAUCAUUGGUCCGACGAAAAAUGCUAAAGAUUUCUCGUCAGAUAUUAUACUUAAGAAGGCUGAAACAGAACCUAUUAAAAUGAAUGAAGCACAAACUCCAGUUGAGGAAGUGUCUUCUCAUAAUGAGAAUGUAAUAAGUGCACCUCAAAUUAGUCAAGGACAAAAUAUUUUAGAUAAUCAAAAUCCAAAUCCUGGUCAUAAUGAAGUAAUUUCUACCACAGAAAUCCCAUUAAAUGAAGAAAUAGUUACAACAACUAAAAAUACAGUAUCCAUUGAGCCAGAAACUACUGGGAAUAAUCAAGUUUCUGAUAAACAAGACCAAUUUAAUAGAUCCUCACCAAAUAACAGCCGUGAAAUAGAUUCAUUGCCUACAAACUUGGAAAAAGUAACAGAUAACAAUAAAAAACCUAAUAAAAGCGCAGAAUCAAAUGAAAAUUAUGAGGACGACAAAACUACAGGAACCUCUAUUCCUGAAAUAAGCUCCCCUAAUGAAGACACCGAAUUAUCUAAUCAAACUUCACCAGAUGUAAGUAGUUCCCCUUCGCCACCUGAACUAUCGCAAAAUACAGAAGCUAGUAACAGAAACGUAUCAAACGAGAGAGUAAACACUGAUGAAGACGAUGAUUCCAAUGAGAAGAUACCUAGCACUGAAAUUAAAAAGAAAUAUGAUGAAGAAAACUUAGGCAGCAUACCACCGAGUUCAGAAUCGGAUAUAAAUUCUCCUGCCACUAAAGCUACUUCACUAUUUCCUCCAGUGAACCCCGAAACAACAGAUUUAACGAUAACCAAAACGCCAAUUGAGAAUCAGAGUGACAGCAUAACUAAUAAUACUGCACUUUUAUCAAAUGAUGGCGAAGUUGUAGACAUAGAGGAAGCCCCGAAUUCAACUCAACCGGAAUCAAUUACAUCAACCUCUAGUCAGGGAGAUAACAAUAACAUACCUAAAGUCCAGACAGCUGAUGUGAAUGAUGAGGCUACUUAUGAGGAUGCAUCUCCCGUUCGUAAUAAUUCUAAAAGUAUUCCCAAUGAAGAGGACGUUUCAAGAGAGGAAUCUGAUUUAAAUACAAAGCCGAGUUUAAGUCCAAAACAGAAUGUAUCCAGUUCUGAUGAGGAAUUGAACCCUGUAUCAAAGGAAAGUGUGAAAGAGAAUAAAAAUUCACCAAUAGAUGACGUUGAAGGCACAGUUGUAAAUUCAAGUCCAAGCAGUGGACUGACCGCUUCAAAUAAUGAAGAGAGUGCAGUACCAGUAGCUGCUUCUAAUGAUUCAUACUACCAGAAUCCUAUUGACAAGACUGUUGAAGAGAAACCUUAUGAGGAUGAAGAUGAUAAAGAAGAAACUGUAACUUCAAAGUCAAAUGAUAAACUUCAAACAGACGUCUCAAAACCAUCAGCUAGUACUGAAAAUACAGACACAGAACCAUCGUGGUUUAACUUAAAUGAGAUCCUCUUAAAAAAGCUAUUGAGUAACGAUGACUUACACAAUUCAUUUUAUUUCUUGUUCCCGCGACCCAAACCCAAUAUAAGAGAGACGAAAAAGACAAUUUAUCCGAAUGGAACCGUCAUUAUUGAGACGACUCAGACGAUUGAUGCUGACGGUACGUACAGAAGAAAUUAA